UGAGGCUCUGGCUCAUGUUUCAGGACCAAGAUACCCUCCUCCUAUGCCCACCAUGCCUUCCCCAGACACUUUGUGAGCUCUCAAUCUGCCCCUUGCCCUAUCCCUGCUCCCCUUGACACAAGCAUUUUCUGGACCUUCCAGGCCCUGAUGCAGAGACUCUGGGCCAAAUCCCGCUGUGGCCCACUGUGUCCAUGGGUGGAGGGGAACGUGUGUGUGUGAGCGAGCCAGGGGUUUCGCAGGGUCCAUACAGCCGGAGGAGGACAACGGGCAGAGAUCUCGCUGCAGCUGGUCGCGUUCUGCUCGGCUGCAUGCUCCGGGCUGAUCAGACCCCUCCGCCGCAGAGAGUCGAGCAGCCACGGGUGGCGACUGGGGAAAGUGGCGGCCCGGUAGCCGCAUUAGGGGAAGAAUCUCUUUGGUGAUUGGGCGCCAUUGUUCCCUUUGUGACGGGGGCUGUAUAAAUAACCGGCCCUGCGGGGAGCCCGCUACACUCGCCCAGCCAACGAGGGGGACGGGGGGCGGCGGGGAAGUUUGUCUCCGACCCAGUGCACCCGGGCCCCUUGUGACUGCGCCGGGCAGCAGCUGCCCCAGCAGCGGGGAGCCCCACCCCGGAGCCGCUGGCGGGGGGGAAGCAGGUGGCACGUCUGGCUGCUCCAUGGAUUCCGAUGUGGCCUCCACAUCCAGCCGAGCAUCGUCCCCAGAGCUGGAGGAAGCCGGCAGCCCCGAGCUCCCGCCCAGCCGAGUGUUCGAAGCCCUCUGCCGGGAGCCAGGGGCUCCCCAGCGGCGGCCCGGGGAGCCCAGCCCCAGCGGCCCGGCCGGGGGGAAGCCCCGGGCCAGCCGGCAGGAGCAGUCGGGCGAGCAGCAGCGGCUCAAGGUGAACAGCCGCGAGCGCCGGCGGAUGCACGACCUGAACCAGGCGCUGGACGGGCUGCGGGAGGUGAUGCCCUACUCGCAGGGGCCGGCGGUGCGCAAGCUCUCCAAGAUCGCCACCUUGCUGCUGGCCCGCAACUACAUCCUCACGCUGAGCAGCUCCCUGCAGGAGAUGAGGCGGCUGCUGAGCGAGCUCCACGCCGGGCCCCGCAGCCACCCGCUCCCCCAGGCCCGCCCCAUGCACCCCGCCGCCGGGGCGCAGAGCCUGCCCCCCGCCGCCUGCUCCCUGGCAGCCGCAGCGGGGUACCCGGGCUGCCGACCGGCUCCGCAAGAGACUCACCGCACGGCAGCGGGGCCCCUGGGCCCCUUUUACAGACACUACUCCGGCUUGCCCUGCCUCUGCUCCGUGUGCCAGGCCGCACCCCAGGAGCUGCCAAGGACGGCCGCCGCCCCGUCCUGCCUCCGGGCAAGCAAGUAACGCCGGAGGCUUACCCUGGCCGCAGAGACCCAACGCCAAGGCGUUAAUAGGGUCAGCGCCGCAGAACGGGCACCGCUCUGACAAGGAGAGUCCUUGGGCUGGGGGGGGGGGGGAUGGGAUAGCGCUAUCGGUGCCCUUCCAUUUACAAACCUCGCCAGUCUCCUCCUGAUCGUGUAACUGACACUUAUCCCCUCAAGACUCUGCGACACGCUCUGUAUCCAAACCUGCAGGCAGCCGGAACCCUAGGACAGUUCCCAAGGCUGGUGAGAGAAGAGCUUGACUGAGGUGGCCAUUCAGCUGUGACACGUAGCUUUGCCUUUCUUCAGUAAAUGCAACGUACCUGGAAUUUUCAUUUUUACUGAUAAUAAAUAUAGUCAUCUUAGUCAAUGGA
Molecule: messenger RNA, 1736 nt
Organism: Caretta caretta (loggerhead turtle)
Lineage: Eukaryota; Metazoa; Chordata; Testudines; Cheloniidae
Product: oligodendrocyte transcription factor 3-like
Biological process (GO): positive regulation of transcription by RNA polymerase II; sensory organ development; axon development
Cellular component (GO): nucleus
Molecular function (GO): protein dimerization activity; DNA-binding transcription factor activity, RNA polymerase II-specific; E-box binding
Source: RefSeq, a predicted model, not a curated record